This is a messenger RNA of Cuculus canorus (common cuckoo), 6806 nucleotides long. RefSeq names its product calcineurin like phosphoesterase domain containing 1 (gene CPPED1). The record is from RefSeq and is a predicted model, not a curated record. NCBI's taxonomy places the organism in Eukaryota, Metazoa, Chordata, Aves, Cuculiformes, Cuculidae. The transcript has 4 exons. Bases 49 to 903 code for a protein of 284 amino acids. Gene Ontology annotation, molecular function: hydrolase activity.
CCCGCGCUGGCGGUGCCGCCCCCUCUGUGCGCGGGGCGGGCGGGCGCCAUGGCGGCAGCGGCGGGGGCGUCGUGGCGGACCGCGCGGGACCGGAGCUUGGCCGCCUUCCGCCCAGAUGAUGAGUACCAAUGGAAAGGGCCCUUCUACUUCAUCCAGGGAGCAGAUCCUCAGUUUGGGUUGAUGAAAGCUUGGGCAGUUGGAGACACUAGCAAUGGAGAUGAUGAAUGGGGAGAAGAAAUCGAAUUAGCAGAGCAAGCAGUGCAGGCCAUUAACAAACUAAACCCUAAACCCAAGUUCUUUGUGUUGUGUGGAGACCUUAUCCAUGGAAUGCCAGGAACUCGAUGGAGAAAGGACCAAGAGCAAGAUUUGAAGAAUGUCCUGAAGAACACUGACCAGGACAUCCCACUGGUAUUUGUCAGUGGAAAUCAUGAUAUUGGCAACACUCCAACAAGAGAAACAAUAGAAAAUUAUUGCGAGAACUGGGGAGAUGACUACUUCAGCUUUUGGGUUGGAGGAGUUUUCUUUCUUGUGCUAAAUUCUCAGUUAUACUUCGAUUCUUCCAAAUGCCCUGAGUUAAAGCAAGCCCAGGAUGUGUGGCUCAAUGAGCAACUGGCCGUUGCUGAAAAACAUAAAUGCAAGCAUAUAAUAGUAUUUCAGCACAUCCCUCUGUUUCUGAGAAAACCUGAUGAAGGCCAUGAUUAUUUCAACUUGGAAAAUUCAGUCCGUCAAGAGAUAAUGGAAAAGUUCCAUAAAGCAGCUCCUCUGAUGAAGCAGCUAGGCAAACUAGAGAGACACUUUCCUUCUACUGGAGCUCUGUGGUGGGAAAUGAUUUGUUGUUUUUUUUGGAGAACGGGGCCUGAAUGCUGCCCUGAGCACGGAACAGUUCUGUUAACAGUGCUGUGACUGAUGCUUUCACAUCUUUGUUUGCUCCUGUAACACCUGCUUGGCAGAUGGGUGCAAUCUCAAAUUGCAAUGAGAUAAAAUCAAUUCUGUUCCACACAAGAGAUUUUGUUUGCAAAGACUAAAUAUUAUCAUUCGCUUUGUAGCACUGGAGUCUUGAAAAAAAUGAUGUACACCACAUGCCCAGGGGAGAAAAAAGGCACAGUAAAAAAUGCCUUUGGUUAAUGUGUGCUCUUGCAGGGAAGCUGAAAGAACAUCAUUUUGGAGUGCAAAAUUGUUCUGAGAACAGGUAUUACUGUUGAACCGACCACGCUGUUCAGCACUUGAGAAAGCAGCUGUAUGCUGCAAGUGAAAGGAAGAAAGAAAAGACAGUUUGUGCCUGAUACUCUGGGGAAGUGCUCAAGAUCAAUUUAUCCUUGUGACUUAAAAGGCUGUAUCUGCUAGAAACAUUGCUUUUUGAAAAAAAAUAUAUCUAUGCAUACAUGUUCGUGGGUGUACACACAAGUCUCUUAUAGUAGCAACUCCUUGUGCCUGGAUACUACUUAUUUGGUUCUGCCUAUGAAAACUUCGAAAGGCUACUAGAGUGUUGAUGACAUUCAGGUUUUUCCACUCAGCACAAUUUAAUUUCUUUACAGGGCUGAUUCUCCACCUGUUUGCUUCCAUUUUGGCUCUGCUGCUGCUCCUCCCUAGCUCCUGCCAUUUUGGGGACAAACAUACAGAGGAUCAGCUUUCAGCAGUAUAUUCUCUUUCUUCAGUCCUUGAUUGAGCGAGAGGUUUGGCCAGUGAAGCAGUGACUUUUAGAUAGAUAAGCAUAAUUUUAUUUUAAAGCUAAAUUUCUCAUUAAACUUGAACAGGUAACAUAAAAGCAGAGUAACUAGACCAGAAUGAUGAUCCCUGUGGGCCAGUCUAUUCCUUCUCCCUCAGCCAAACCCUUGGGAAAAGCCCAAGACAGCAAAGUGCGUAAUGGUAUGUCAUCCAAUUACCUUUCCUGGCUCCAAGAGUUUUAUUUCUGGGCACUUACUAUAUCAUAUUAAUGUUAUCAAUAUACUGCAAUUUAGUGAUUCUUUUACAUCUUUUCAUCUGAUUUUUGAAAACUCAGCUUUCACAGUGGUCUGUGGGAGGGAGGUUCAUGUUUCACAGCUGUGAGGAAAUGCCUCCUUUUGCGUGCUUAGAAUUUCACCUGUAGUCUGUAUUGAGAAUCAUAAAUCUGUAAAUGAAAUGCAGUGAACACUGAUUCAUGUCUGCAGCUACUGUGAAAAACAGUUCAUUAAUCAGCACUUAAAGGGUGAUAAUAUGGACUGUGUGAUAAAUUUCAUUGCUCAGUCAUAACCACUUUUUUUCCCAAAAUUUUCUACAGAGUGCAUGGGAGGAGAAGCGAGGUCUGCACUGUACCCAUUACAUAUUUAUUAUGUCAUUCAUAUUGCACUAAUUUAGCCUUCCCAGUCUCUUACAGUCUCAUUUGCUUUUGCUGAGAAAAGCAUUUAUUUAAUUGAAGGCUGAGUCUAAAUAAAGCAUGCUGCUGAUUGCCUGUGAUGAUUAUUCCAGGCAUUCUCUUCCUAAUUUGGAAAAUCUGCUUGCUUUUCUUUGGUUUAUUUUUAUAUUUGUAAUUUUCUUCCAAUAUUUUUACACUGCCCAUAGUGCUGGGUUGAGCAGUUUGAUUUCCAUCUGAGGCUAGGCCAGCCGCGUUUGGACACAGCAAACCUGCCUCUAAAUGAGUUCUCUGUGUUAGGAACCAGAGAUGGAAAACAGCUUCUUCUGAAUUCAGGGUUUUUUGGAAGCCAACCAUGGAAGUGAGUGUAAUUAUAGAAAUUGGAGUCAGACACCCCUGGAAUUUAAACUAGUUCAUCUGAAUUCCAACCUAGUAUCAUCCCAUUGUAUGAGGAAAAGUGUUUCCUAGGUGUGUGUUUCUUUAUAAAGAGAGAUUAUUUUUACUAUUUCAAGAUAGAUGUGGGUGCUUUAUUUUCCAUCCUGUUCUAACAUAUUUGGAUUGCUGUAGUCAUUGCAACUACAUUUCCUUUGAGAUUUGGGCUCAGUCUGUAUUUCUUGAAUUAAACUAGCAAACAUGAGAUGUUUCAAGAAGUUAGGAAAACGAUAUUUGUAUUUCACAAAAUCUUACUGCUGCAUUGUUAUGGAAAAUAUUUGUGGUUUAAUGAAGAAAAACCAUGACUCGGAUAGCAUUUUGGGUUUAAAACAGAGACAUUUCAUAAUAACUACUCCUUAAACCGAAAGGCAGGUCAGUGCUGUUAGUCCCCAUAGAGAAGGCAGGCCAUAGUCCCCUUUCUUUCCUGCCCCCAGUGGAGCUGAAAACAUGCCAGUCUUCCGCAUCCUUGCAUUUUUUCUGUGCUACAGAAUAUAACAGCAGUGAAGUACCAGGUAUGGGAGAAGAAUCUGGGAAUUAAGGGACUGCAACUGCACAGCACGCUAAGACUGGGAUGUAAUCACUCUCAGGAAUUAUCUGUGAGACACACCUAAAUGCCUUUGUUUUCUUGCAGUGCAAUUAUGUCAAAAUCAUCUUGACCCUUUUCCCUGGUGCCGCAUAGCUGUUGUUUAGAAGGGUUUCUCUGAGUGCUAAACUAUAAUUUGUGCAAAGAAGAUGCUGCACUCUUAGAAUUCGGUAAAAUAACUGUAGCUUCUCCUGCUAACAAGCUGCAUUCUGGAUGGUAUUCUGUAUGUAGCUUCAUGUGCUGAACUAUUUUUUCAUUUGAUUCUUGACAGAAUCAGCAGCAUGCUAACAACAUGGGGGUAGCUAAAGUUUUCUGUCAAUUUUUUUUCAGUAUCACCAGGCCUGAAAGAAGUGUGAAUAUUUCAUACCAGACUCAGGUUCUUUCAGAACGUUGUUCUGCUUUGGGUUGUUUGGGAACUCAAAAGUGCUCCUAAAUAAAUGGUCAUCAUUACAAAGAAUAAUCUCUUCUAAAUCAGAGCUACUGCAGUCUGUGAUGGUUGUAUACAUGCAGUUGCUCCUGCAGCUGGUUGGCCCGGUCACCCCUUUCUGUACCCAUCUUUCCCGUUAAGCACCCAAGGGCAAAUCUCAGCUACUUCUUUAGAUCUCUUUCACUGUUAGGCCCAUUGCACCAUCUCUGUAAGAAAAGCCCUUUUUAAUACACUCUGCUGGUUCACAGUAUACUUCACAACACUUGAAGAAAGAUCCCAGGGAAAAUUGAAAAUGCUGGUAAAAAUUGUCCAACUUACCCGAGCUGUUAAACUGAGAAAGAUGCAAAUCGACAAGAGCUUGCUGAAGCUCUUGCAACGAUUACUAAUAUUUGGUGAGCUGUCUUUAGAAAGCAGAUGCUGGAAAUAAGUGGGGGGAGGGAAGAAGUCUCCAGCAGUGGUUUUGAAUUUCCUGUUGAGAAAUGUCUGCUAUAGAAACAAUGGGCAAAGUGUGCAGAUCAUGGUUUUGACUCCAGAAAAGAUAUGCAAAUGAAAAUAUGAAUUAUGUUUGAAUGUUUUGAAAGAGGACAUUGUGCAAGAUUCUGCUUGUGAAUGAUCAUCAAAAUAGCAUCAAAGUUAGCAAGCUAAAUUACAUGAGCUAUUAAUUACCCUCCUCAGCAUGUACCUUGCCAAAGCCACCAUGUAGCCUUACAUUCUGAAGUGACAUAGUGCAGUGUGCAUUAGCAUAAAAUCAAAAUAUUUAUUCACUUGUUUCAUGGUCAAGAUAAUGAAGAGUCUUUAGGCUUAUCAACUUACGUAAUUAAGUAUUGCAUCUCUUCAGAUGACUCUUGAACUACCCGUGUUAUUAAUUAUUUAAGCUGAAUAGGCUGCUUUGGGCUUACAGAAUUUGUACCACAACAGGUAUUUCAUUCUUCAGUAGGAAUGCUUUAUUCUACAGGGGAAAGCAGGUAUGAUCAGAUCUUUGCAAACAGUAAAUCUUAUUGUCUUUCAGAUUCAGCUUUGUCAGAUCAGAACUAAAAAAGGACUUUCUGCUUGAUCAGAAAAUGAUGGUAAAUUGCACGCUGGCAGGAGGACAUCUUAGGUUGACAAAAUCAGAAUCUUUUAUUACUGCCACACUGAUUUUUUUCAGAUUGAUUGAUUCUGAAAGCCUGAUGUUUGAUGGGCAGGCAUGAAGCUCUUUGAUUUUAGGUGUUUUCAUGAUCCGACUACAGACCUGGUAUCAGACACUGGAUAGUGCCCACCCAGAGGCUCUGGCUUCCAGUCCUGUUCUGAUCAAAAAUCAGUUUGGCAGUUCAGACCUUUUUUCCCAGGCAGACAAUCAGUAACCAUUGCAUUGUUUUGCAGUCUGACAUCAAAUGGUUAUGAUCACAGAGGCGAUGUGUGUGGUUUUAUUUUUUUUAAUAGUAACUAUCUGCAUGGGUAUUUUUUACUUUAUUCUGAUUUUAAUCCCUUUUUUUUUUCUUUUAGUGAAUAAUCCAUUAGGUUUAAAUAGUGUCUUACAGUAAUGGAUCCUGCUUUUUUUUGGUUAAUGGAUACUGUGAAACCUCCAGUCGCAUUUAAAUUCAAAUCACUAUGUAUGUCAUAAAAAAUGAAAUAAUGAAUGCUUGUGAAGGUGCCAUCCUUUGGGCAUUUAUUUACACAGUAAUGUUUUAGCAUUUCAUACAGCUUUUAUAUCAAGGCUUUUCCCAACUGCUAUUUCAGAAGCCAGGGAUUAAAAACAAACCACUGCUCUACCUUCUCUUUUUUGAAGUAGGAAGGGACUCUUAGUUUUUCUAUGCAGCUGGAUGCAUUUAACUGACCUCAGGAUCCCUUAAAGCAGGCUAUAAAAACGAGAGCCGUUAUUUUCUCACAGAGUUUAGAAAAAUAAAGGGGGGGGCUGCUAACAACUUGGCAGUAUUGCUUCAGAAAAAGAUCUGAAAUGAAUAAAUUAAAUUUGAGUGCAUACAUCUCUGAGAUUCUUUUUAUGUUUAAGAUCAAAAGCAAGAGCAAAGUAAAUUGCGUGCUUGUCAUCUCAGUAUUAUUGCAUUGACUGGUUCACAUUUCUUUCUUAUGCGAACAAACAAAAGCGAGUGGAAUGCAGUUGAGUGAACAAAAAAAUGCUAUUGACAAAAAACAACAUCAGACUUCUAUUAAUACACAGCAGUGACCUCUUUGCUGCUUUGUUCAAGGUGUAACACAACAAGAACAAGAAUUGAUACUAACACUGGAAAUAAAAAGUACCUGAAAAUUGAACCCUUGGCAGAAUUUUCACUGGGAGGUAUCUGAAGCAGAUACUAAAUUGUAGCCGAGGCCAACACUGAGCAGCGACAGCCGCGAGGGCAUUUUGGCCCUGCACACACUGCACAGGCCGUUGGGAUCUGAGUGGCAUACAGAUGCUAAAGGGGGAGUUGGAACAGUGUCCAUAAACACCAGUUUGUUCAGACUGAAUCUGCCUCCCAUAGCCUACAGGAGUCAAAAGAGGUUUUAAAUCUUUUCUGGUGUCAGGUGUUAUAUUUGCAUUGUUUACAAACCAGUCUGUUCCAUACUGAAGUACCUUCCUGAGUGUAGGCAGUGAGUAGACCUUACAUGUAAACAUAUACCAGUUCUGGUAGAGUUGGAGUUUUUGCUCAAGAAAAAGAAAAGCUGUGUGAUCCAUGGCCCAAACUUUGUAUCUGGUCUGAAUUCCCAGAUGAGGGGAGAUUUUUGGUUUUCUUACAAGCAUAACUAAAGUCGCUUUGUUACUUUUUUAUCCUCUGUCCUUCUAAUUACACUGAAACUUUAUGUCGGGGGUUGAUUUACAUGUAUGAUGACACAAAGCCUUUUGAUUCUGUUCCUCUUUUAAUUCCAAAGGUUAAAUUCUCUGGACAGUGGGAAGAUGCUACUUUAGGAAUACAGAUGCUUCCAGUAAAAAAAACCCAGCACGUAUUUCCCUUACAGAACAUUUGUUUUCCUCACUAAAAGUGUGCCAUGUAUGUUUACACCUCACUAUGGUUUUAUGGUUGUUACUUUUUUGUAACUUUUCAUACACUAAAGUAAUU